Molecule: messenger RNA, 2278 nt
Organism: Brassica rapa (field mustard)
Lineage: Eukaryota; Viridiplantae; Streptophyta; Magnoliopsida; Brassicales; Brassicaceae
Product: cytochrome P450 86A2
Molecular function (GO): monooxygenase activity; heme binding; oxidoreductase activity, acting on paired donors, with incorporation or reduction of molecular oxygen
Source: RefSeq, a predicted model, not a curated record
UCAUCUCCAUAACAAUUAACCAAAACGAGCUUUUUCCAAGACUUGGCUAAAUUUUCAAAUCCCAUUCAAUUAGUAUACACUCUCUCAACCAGUCUCAUUAAUGAGGGUUGCUGCUUCUGAUGGUUAGCAGUAAGAGUUAUUUUCCUCCACUUGUUUUCUUCUUCCUAAUGCCAUCUUCUCUGUCUCUAUAAAUUUCUCCAAGAAAACCAUAUCCUUUUAUACUAAACCUUGAUAUAUCUCUCACCACCAGUUUUGGAAACACCAUUCAUAUUCCUUAAGUUUCCUCAAAAGGGAUUAUUAUUUUCCAGGAAACAAAAACAACCAUUUCCGUAUCAUUCAAUCACAAUCUCCUAUUAUAGCAACUUCGAGAGAGAAAUAUCACCAGAUAUGGAUGUAUCCAAUACGAUGCUGCUUGUAGCGAUCGCUGCAGCUUACUGGCUGUGGUUUAAGCGGAUCUCACGUUGGCUAAAGGGUCCACGUGUCUGGCCGAUAUUGGGGAGUCUCCCGGGUCUGAUCGAGCAGCGUGACCGUAUGCACGACUGGAUCACUGAGAACCUCCGUGCGUGUGGGGGAACGUAUCAGACAUGUAUCUGCGCAGUGCCUUUCUUGGCAAAGAAGCAAGGUCUCGUGACGGUCACGGCCGACCCCAAGAACAUUGAACACAUGCUCAAGACCCGCUUCGAUAACUACCCUAAAGGUCCUACGUGGCAAGCUGUUUUUCAUGACUUCCUCGGCCAAGGCAUCUUCAACUCCGACGGUGACACCUGGCUCUUCCAGCGCAAAACCGCCGCUCUUGAAUUCACCACCAGGACGCUGAGACAAGCCAUGGGUAGGUGGGUAAACCGGGGAAUCAAGCUCCGGUUCUGUCCAAUUCUUGAAACGGCUCAGAACACAUGCGAGCCGGUCGACCUUCAAGACUUGGUACUACGGCUCACAUUCGACAACAUAUGCGGUUUAGCUUUUGGGAAAGACACUCGAACCUGUGCGCCGGGACUUCCCGAGAACGGCUUCGCUUCGGCUUUCGACCGAGCCACGGAAGCUUCUCUCCAGCGGUUUAUUCUGCCGGAGUUUCUGUGGAGGAUCAAGAAAUGGCUUGGGCUCGGCUUAGAAGUCAGCUUGAACCGGAGCUUGGGAGAGAUCGAGGGGUAUUUAGACGCUGUCAUUAAUACACGUAAGCAAGAGCUGCUGAGUCAGCAGGAGAGUGGGGUCCAGGGACACGACGAUCUCCUCUCCCGUUUCAUGAAGAAGAAAGAUCAGAAAGGGCAGUCGUACAGCGAGGGUUUCCUGCGACACGUGGCGCUGAAUUUCAUAUUAGCUGGACGUGACACGUCAUCAGUAGCGCUGAGCUGGUUCUUCUGGCUCGUGAUGACGCAUCCAACGGUGGAGGAGAAGAUCGUCCGGGAGAUAUGCUCCGUUCUGAUGGAGACACGUGGAAGCGACGUCUCGUCGUGGACGGAGGAGCCGUUAGGAUUCGAUGAGGUGGAUCGAUUGGUUUACCUGAAGGCGGCGCUCUCCGAGACGCUCAGGCUUUACCCGUCGGUGCCGGAGGACUCGAAGCACGUCGUGAACGACGAUGUUCUCCCGGACGGAACCUUCGUACCGGCGGGAUCGUCGGUGACAUACUCGAUCUACGCGGCGGGGAGGAUGAAGACGACGUGGGGAGAGGAUUGCCUUGAGUUCAAGCCGGAGAGGUGGAUCUCGCCGGAAGAUGGAAAGUUCGUGAACCACGAUCAGUACAGAUUCGUGGCGUUCAACGCCGGACCGAGGAUAUGUCUCGGGAAAGAUCUAGCGUAUCUGCAGAUGAAAACGAUAGCUGCGGCGGUGUUACUCCGGCACAGUCUGACGGUGGCGCCGGGACAUAAGGUGGAGCAGAAGAUGUCGCUGACGUUGUUCAUGAAGAACGGACUUGUGGUGAAUGUGCACAAGAGGGAUCUGGAAGGGAUCAUGAAGAGUCUCGUAAGGACGGAGAGAAACGACGUCGUCGCGGCCACCCUUAACGGGAAAUGCAACGGCGUCAUUGGUGAAGGCGUCUCCUCCGUUAAUGCGGCUGUGGCGGUUGCGGUGUAGACGUCGCGUCGCACAGCUACUCUGGUUAAUAAUAAUAUUUUUAAUAUAUAUUUACUAAAUACAUACAAUUUACGUUUGGGUUUUGUGAUUACGAAAGGUGGUAAAAGUCGAAAGAAAUUGGUUUGGUUGUGUGUGAUAUGAUAUUUGUAAGGUAAUACUACUUUCGUUUGUUUUUGUUUUCCUCUGUUGUAAAAGCUUUUACAUUUUGACU